UAUCUUGCUAGAAACAUUUACAAAGAAACUAGUACGCAUAAAAUAAAUAUUAAAUCUUUAUAAAAGUACUUCUAAAGUCCAUGUGGCAUUUUUUUUUUUUCUCUUUGAAAGACGUAAUAUCAUUGUGAAUUUGAAAAAUUUGUAAUAGCUUUUAAUUGCCAUGGCUAAAAGUUUAACAGCGAAAAUCGGACCUUCGAUUUUAAAUGCCAAUUUAGCACAACUCUUUGAAGAAUCGCAACAAUUGUUAAAUAAUGGUGCUGAUUAUCUUCAUUUAGAUGUAAUGGAUGGUCAUUUCGUUCCUAACCUUACUUUUGGACAUCCUCUCGUAAAGUGUCUUCGUAGUAAAAUAAAAAAUGCAUUUUUUGAAACGCAUAUGAUGGUUUCUAAUCCGGAACAGUGGAUCGAACCAAUGGCUGAUGCUGGUGUAAAUCAAUAUACGUUCCAUGUAGAACCAGUACAAGAUGUUUCAUUAGUUUGUAGAAAAGUUAGAGAAGCAGGAAUGAAGGUAGGAGUGGCACUUAAACCAGGAACACCAGCCGAUGUAGUCGUUGAUUACGUAGAUUUAGCUGAUAUGAUAUUAGUUAUGACAGUAGAACCAGGAUUUGGAGGACAAAAAUUUAUGGAGUCAAUGAUGUCAAAAGUAGCAUGGCUUAGAAAAAAUUAUCCUACUCUAGAUAUUGAAGUUGAUGGUGGAGUUGGUCCAACUACUAUAGAAGCUUGUGCAAAGGCUGGUGCAAAUAUGAUAGUAUCUGGAACAGCAAUAAUCGGUGCUACAGACCAAGCAAAAGUUAUAAAAGAUUUGAAAGAUACAGUAAAUUGCGCAUUGAAUAGUUAAUGAUUUUUUUAUAGAAGACAUUCCAAAAAAAUAUCUUCAAUAUCUACAAAAGAAAACAGUAUAGAGAUAAAAUCUUGUUAAUAACAUUUUGUAAAUAUUAAUAUUUUACAAACAGAAA
Messenger RNA from Vespula pensylvanica (western yellowjacket), 953 nucleotides. RefSeq names its product ribulose-phosphate 3-epimerase (gene Rpe). The record is from RefSeq and is a predicted model, not a curated record. The transcript has 4 exons. Gene Ontology annotation, biological process: carbohydrate metabolic process; pentose-phosphate shunt; pentose-phosphate shunt, non-oxidative branch. The coding region runs from base 161 to 835 and encodes 224 amino acids. Gene Ontology annotation, molecular function: metal ion binding; D-ribulose-phosphate 3-epimerase activity. Gene Ontology annotation, cellular component: cytosol. NCBI's taxonomy places the organism in Eukaryota, Metazoa, Arthropoda, Insecta, Hymenoptera, Vespidae.